Molecule: messenger RNA, 4259 nt
Organism: Bombus terrestris (buff-tailed bumblebee)
Lineage: Eukaryota; Metazoa; Arthropoda; Insecta; Hymenoptera; Apidae
Gene: Orp8
Product: oxysterol-binding protein-related protein 8
Exons: 18
Coding region: 478-3198 (906 amino acids)
Cellular component (GO): cytosol; intracellular membrane-bounded organelle; membrane
Molecular function (GO): cholesterol binding
Source: RefSeq, a predicted model, not a curated record
UUCCAAUGCUAAGUAACUAUAGAUCGUGUGUGUCAUUCCUGGGAGCAAUUUUCGUUCGUUAAAAUGUUUACGCUUUAUCGAAUCUGCAUCAAUAAUAAGGAAUGUAAUAGCGACGUUUUAUGCGUCGUACAUCUUCAUUCUGAAUAACUUAGUAGGCCCAUAUGUUUAUAGUUAAGCUAUAACAGUAAGUGAUCAAUGGAACAUCGGACUUUGCGCUCGCGCCGUCGUACUUCACUCGUCGGUGUAUGUAUAUUCCUUUUUCCUUGCUUCGAAUGUUUCUACCUAAAUCACUAAAAAAAUCAGUUAAUUUUCAAAUCGUAAUUGAAAUUUUAAUUUUGUAUAUAAUGGUGAAUAUGUAAUAUUCAUGUCGUCGUCCUUUACACUUUGAUACACUUCCUAUAAGUGUAAUUAAUCAUUAUCUGUUAUAACAUAUAUAAGUAUUGACUGGACAAACAAUUGUUCGAAAUCAGAUCCAUCAUGAUUUCCCAACCAAUUGUGGUACCUGGAGGUGAGCAUCGAACAUCACAAUCAGAAACCCACUCUAUGUCUGUUGGAAGUACAUCUGAUUGCUUUAAGACCAUGACACCACCGAAUGUAAGCAGAUCACUUAGUAACCGUGUUAGUGACAGUGGAUAUGGUACAUUACCAAGUAAGCUAGAACCAGUGGAUCAACAACUUCGACGAAGCAGUGUUCAAGUUCAAUCUGCAACAUUACCUAAACUUCCAUCAACAGAGUCCCUAUCAACAAGUGUAAAUUUUGCAACUGCUGCACCUCCACUAUCUCCAGGUUUAACAACUACAAUGGGAGAAACAAAUCAAAAAACAGAUAACGCAUCUGAUAAGUCUUUAGAUUCUUGUAAGUUAACAAGAAAAGAAUCAUAUAAGGCUCAAAGAAAGAAUUACCGGAUGGAGAAAAAAAGAGUUGCCAAUGAACUCUUAAGUUCGUUUAAAGAUCCAACUGUUAUUGUUAUGAGCGAUUGGCUUAAAGUUCGUGGUACAUUAAAGAGUUGGACAAAACUGUGGUGCAUCCUGAAGCCUGGUUUACUAUUGCUAUACAAAAGUCCAAAAACAAAAAGUAAUCACUGGGUAGGAACAGUUUUACUUAAUACAUGUCAAGUAAUAGAACGUCCAAGCAAGAAAGAUGGAUUUUGUUUUAAAUUGUUUCAUCCCUUGGAACAGUCAAUAUGGGCUCCAAGAGGUCCAGAAAAAGAAGCUAUUGGUGCGGUUGUACAACCUUUGCCAACAUCUUAUUUAAUAUUUAGAGCACCUUCACAGGCAGCUGGUAAAUGUUGGUUGGAUGCACUUGAAUUAUCUUUACGUUGUUCAUCUUUAAUAGUACGCUCAACGAGUGCAUUACCGCGUGCUUUACCACAUGAUACUACAACAACUCAUGAAACUCAGUGGAGUGAAGCAGAUUAUGAAAAACACUUUGAUGAACAUGACCUGGACGACAUUAGCCAGCCAGAGAACGGAGUAGCAGCUGAUGCAGAAAUUAGUGCAUCAGACAGUGAAUCUGAAGGGUCAGCUAAAGAAGAUCAACAAGAAACAAUUAACGAAACUCUAUAUAUUGCGAAUGAGCAAGAAAUCCUUGGAGCGGCUGGAGAAGUAGUUACAGAAUUACAGGAAGAACAAAAAUCUUUAAUAUGGUUCUUGAUGAAACAAGUUCGACCAGGCAUGGAUUUAUCGAAAGUAGUCUUGCCGACUUUUAUUUUAGAACCUCGUUCAUUCCUAGAAAAACUGGCUGAUUCUUAUUACCAUGCAGAUUUAUUGUCCCAAGCGGUAGUGGAAGAUGAUGCAUUUACACGUAUGAAAGGUGUUGUUAAAUGGUAUUUAUCUGGAUUUUAUAAAAAACCUCAGGGUUUGAAGAAACCAUACAACCCGCUUUUGGGUGAAACUUUCCGCUGUUAUUGGCAGCAUUCUAAUGGUUCAAGGACAUUCUAUAUAGCUGAACAGUUAUCUCAUCAUCCACCUAUAUCAGGCUUCUAUGUUACGAAUCGACAAGAUGGAUUUACUAUUAGUGCUACAAUUAUUGCUAAAUCUAAAUUUUAUGGAAAUUCAACAUCAGCAGUUUUAGAUGGUGUUGCAAUACUGACAAUGUUGCCCAGAGGAGAAGAUUAUACAAUGACGAUACCUUAUGCCCAUUGUAAAGGUAUUCUUAUGGGAACAUUAUCUAUGGAAUUAGGUGGGAAAGUUCAUAUAAAUUGUGAAAAGACAGGUUAUCAUACUGAACUAGAAUUCAAACUCAAGCCAUUUCUUGGAGGUGCAGAACAAAUGAAUCAAGUUACAGGAGGAAUACGUUUAGGAAAAGAAACUCUUGCUAUUAUAUCAGGCUAUUGGGAUGGUCAAAUAUUAAUUACAGAUAAAAGAACUGGGCAAGAAAGUGUGUUUUUCAAUCCUACUCCAGAAAUACGUAAAAAGAGAUUGAAAAAGUACACUGUACCUCUAGAACAUCAAGGUCCAUGGGAAAGCGAGAAAUUAUGGUAUGAUGUUACUCAGGCAAUUAAUGGCGAUGAUCAAGUUGCUGCUACUGAUGCAAAAACUCAAUUGGAAGAAGCACAAAGAGAGCGUGCUAAGGAACGAAAACUUAAAGGACAGGAAUGGAUUCCUAAGCAUUUUGUUCAGGAUAUUAUAACGGGUAACUGGGUUUAUCGACAUGCGGAUGUUCGACCAUGGGAUCCUAGAAAUGAUGUUGUACAAUAUGAACAAGAUUACAUAGUGCGUACGAAAACUAGACACAAAACACCAAUUAUGCGUACUGGAAGUAUCGUAUCAACUGAACCACAGACACAGGUUCCACUUCUUCAAGCCGAGUCACGUUCUUCGCUUUCUGUAUUAAAAUCUUCCAAAAGACAGUUGUCUAAUAAUUUACCAUUGACAGAGACCGCUCAUGAUUCUGGAAGUUCCUCUGCAGAGGUACACUCAGAUUCUAGUCAGUCAGUAGGUAAAAGAAAACGUUCUACGGCUAGGAUAAUGGAUGUCAUAAAGGACAUAGAAAGACAAAUGUUAGAACAUGGUGAUAGACUUAAUCAUAUAAAACACAUAUUAGAACAACUUGCUAUAAUACAAAGAGAACAAGUUUAUCAACACCAUAGUAUAAAUAUGUUGAAAAGCUUCAUUGAUACGAUUCUUGUUAUUAUAAUAGUUUUCUCUGUACAAUACUUUGUAAAAAUAUGGACCGAUGAACCUAGCGGAGGUUGAAGAGUAUGAUAACAGAAUCGUAGUAUAAAUUGUAUAUAUUAUUUAUCUUCUCUCAAUUCGGAUUAUCAGCUUUUGCGUCAGAAACAAGCUUUGAAAAGAGAAAUCUUAAAAUUUGAAGUACCUAAUUUACACGUGUUUUUAUCGGAAAUAAUAAAACACGCCGUUUUUAAUAGAAUACCGCUAAAAGGAUAAAAUAAAAAAGUUUAGAACUAUUAAAGAUAUACUUAUUCAGGUAAUCGCAGUGCAAUGUUAUUUUAUUUAUAGCUUUUGGAUAGUUUAAUUUUUGAUUUGUAAGAUGAUACGUUAUGGCUAUAUAAAUGUAGGGUACAUUUUCUAGUGAUUAAUAUAACACUUAUAGUCUUUGUUAAACGCUCCUCACGCCAGCAAUGAACUAUACAAGGUAAAAGGAAUUUUUUUGAGCUUAUCAAUGGUAAUAUUUUGAGCUUAUGUAUAAUAUUUUAUGUGCUAAUGCACAAGAAAAUAAUUGUAUAUUUAUUCAGAAAUUCUAAUGAUGUUGUAGUAUUUAUUGCAGGCGCUCAAUAGUAAAGUGUAUUAAUGAUAAUAAUAAGAUAAUUGUAAAGAUAUAACAACAUAUAUUAUUAUAAAUUUUAUUAUCUUGGAAUUAUGGCGACUAUUAAAUAGGAAAAGCUAAUUGCAGUUUAAAGUAAUAUAUAGAAUUAAUUUUAUAGUGCAUCAGUAUUAUUAUUUUGAUUAAUACAAUGAAAUUCCUAAUAAAAUAAGUAUCAAAUAUUAAAAUUAUGCACAUGAUAUGAAACAAGAGUUACAUUCAAAUUUUUUCUACAUAACUUAAAUCAUGAAUUUAUUUUGUAUUAUUUGCAUCUUCCUGUUAAUAAACAUAUUAUGAUGCAUUUAAUAUGAGAGCAAUACUAUGCUUUUAUAUUUAGAAUGAAUUUUAUUGAUGGCACUUUUAUACUCAUAUAAUUUAAAGCAUGUUUCUAAUGUUUACAAAUGAUUUCUUGUAAUUUUAUUAGACAUACUUAAAUGUCUACUUCAAAAAUAAAGAUGAACUUCUAAAUAGAAUAUCUUUAGUAAAAUAAAAA